AUGCCUCAGAACGAUUACAUCGAAGAACACAUUCGCAGACACGGUCGCAGACUCGAUCAUGAGGAGCGUCAGAGGAAGCGUGCCGCCCGUGAGGUGCACAAGGCUUCGGCUGUGGCGCAAAAGGUCACCGGUCUCAAGGCCAAAAUGCUCAACAAGAAGCGUCGCAACGAAAAGAUCCAGAUGAAGAAGACGCUCAAAGCACACGAAGAACGAGACGUCAAGCAAGCUUCCACUUCUUCCGACCCUAACCAGGCGCUGCCCACCUAUUUGCUCGAUCGAGAGGGUCAAAAGGACGCCAAGGCGCUCUCGUCGGCCGUCAAGGAGAGGAGAAAGGACAAGGCGGCCCGAUACUCGGUCCCCUUGCCCCAGGUGCGAGGUAUCGCCGAAGACGAGGCGUUCAAGGUCAUCAAAACAGGAAAGCGCAAGCAGAAGGGUUGGAAACGUAUGGUUACCAAACCCACCUUUGUCGGCGAGAGCUUUACGCGCAAACCUCCCAAGCUCGAGCGUUUCAUCCGUCCCAUGGGCUUGCGCUACAACAAGGCGCACGUUACACACCCCGAGCUCAAGGCUUCUUUCAACUUGCCCAUUGUCGGCGUCAAGAAGAACCCGCAGAGCCCGCUGUAUACCCAGCUCGGUGUCCUCACCAAGGGUACCAUCAUCGAAGUCAACGUCUCCGAGCUCGGCAUGACCACCACGACGGGCAAAGUCGUCUGGGGCAAGUACGCUCAGGUGACCAACAACCCGGAAAACGAUGGCUGCGUCAAUGCCGUACUCCUCCUCUCGUCCUGA
This is a messenger RNA of Sporisorium graminicola, 789 nucleotides long. RefSeq lists its product as uncharacterized. Gene Ontology annotation, cellular component: nucleolus; preribosome, large subunit precursor. Bases 1 to 789 code for a protein of 262 amino acids. The record is from RefSeq and is a predicted model, not a curated record. NCBI's taxonomy places the organism in Eukaryota, Fungi, Basidiomycota, Ustilaginomycetes, Ustilaginales, Ustilaginaceae. The transcript is spliced from 2 exons. Gene Ontology annotation, biological process: maturation of LSU-rRNA; maturation of 5.8S rRNA.